Molecule: messenger RNA, 512 nt
Organism: Carica papaya (papaya)
Lineage: Eukaryota; Viridiplantae; Streptophyta; Magnoliopsida; Brassicales; Caricaceae
Source: RefSeq, a predicted model, not a curated record
AAAGUGCGUAGUAGCUAAGAGCUCUCCUAAAACCCAGACGUCAGACUAGCGACAGCGGCUACAAUAUAAUAUCGAUGCAAACUUCAGAAUCUGACAAACAAAUUGCCUCUCUAAAAUCUUCAAUCACUUUCUACAUGUUCUCUGAGUGAAUCAUGGCAUCAGCUCUUUUAGCCAGGUCCCUUGCGAGUCACCGCUUGAUUUACUCACUUUCUCAUCCGCAUAAACCUCAAAUUUUCAACUCUCUCCUCAAUAAUAAGAGACUAUUUCAUUCCCGGCCUGGUUCCACCUAUACAGCCUAUAGGACAUCUGGUUUAGUUUGUCCUGUUAUGGCUUCUGCAGGAGUGGGAAGAAAAUCUGAUUUCUCAACAUUAUCUAUACCCGUCAAUGAACCUGUUGUUUCAGUUGACUGGCUCCAUGCUAACCUUAGGGAGCCUGAUAUAAAGGUAUUGGAUGCCUCCUGGUACAUGCCAGAUGAGCAGAGGAAUCCGAUCCAAGAAUAUCAGGAAGAUUGA